CACUUUGUUUCUUACAACGCACGCUCACAAUGGGGAUUCGAACCGGAAAUAGUUAACGAGACCGAUCUUUAUGUUCCUGACGGGAAUGAAUUUGACUGCGAUGAGGACAAAAUAGCUGCGGACAACGUCAUGCUGAGUCUACUGCGCCCCCUACUGGUCACCUGCGUGUACACGCUGCUGCUGCCCGGAGGUCAGGGCAGAAUCCCCGGGUACAACAACGGGUUCCACUACCAGGACAUCAGCAACGGCAAUGGCAACGGAGAGAUCUAUUUCGAUGGGGUUCGUCUCCAUGUGGAGUCCCCGCAGCAUUCAGUGUCAGCCUCCAGGGGGAGCAGUGUCACCCUGCCCUGUCACUACCACUACGAGCCUGAGAUCGCCACACCACGCAGGACCCGGGUCAAGUGGUCCUGGUUGCCUGCCAACACCCACGCUGCACCAUCUUCCCCUGAAGCCCUCGCCAGCGAAACUGAGGUGAUGGUGGCAAUGGGCAAUCGUCACCGCAGCUAUGGGACCUUCCGGGGCCGUGUGCGCCUGAAACGCUCCGCACCGGGGGACAUGUCUCUUGUGAUCAAUGAGCUGCAGCUUAAUGACACAGGUAGAUACCGCUGUGAGGUGAUUGACGGCCUGGAGGACGAGAGUGUGACUGUGGAGCUGGAGCUGCGAGGUGUCGCAUUUCCCUACUACUCUCAGAAAGGACGCUACCAUUUUAACUUCUUCGGGGCCAAACAAGCUUGCAAGGAUCAGGAUGCCACUCUAGCUACAUUUGAGCAGCUCUUCGUGGCCUGGGAAGAGGGAUUGGACUGGUGUAACGCCGGCUGGUUGGCUGAUGGUACAGUGCAGUAUCCAAUCACAGUGCCGCGAGAUGGCUGCGGGGGCAUGGACUUAGCUCCUGGUUUGCGAAGCUAUGGUCAGCGCCAUCGCCUCUUCCACAGCUAUGAUGCUUUCUGCUUCUCCGCCUCUGUCAAGGGAAGUGUGUACUUCUUAAAGCACCUGACCAAGCUUAAUUUCACUGAGGCUGUCCAGGCAUGUGCCAUUGAUGGAAGUCAGAUUGCCAAAGUGGGCCAGCUGUACGCCGCCUGGAGGCUGAUGGGGUUUGACCGCUGCGAUGCUGGCUGGUUGGCUGACGGGAGUGUGCGUUAUCCUAUCACAAAAGCCCGGGCUAACUGUGGCCCGCCUGAACCAGGGGUGCGUAGUUUCGGGUUCCCCCCUCUGUACUUUAAGUUUGGUGUCUACUGCUAUCGGUAGAUGCUCUGACUCAACAGGAGACAAAAACAUACCGUUCUUACAGCACACUGGUUUAUAGCUCUCUUCGGGGGUGUUAGCAUUAACUGUAGACUGGAUACAAAUUAGCAAAUCCAUUGGUUUAAUCACUCUACACCUCCAUUAGACUGAAACUCAUGCUCAGUAUUGAACUUAAGGUUAUCAACUGGUUUUGCACUUGUGCUAUGGCAUGGCCACACUAUAUGGCCAUAAGUAUGUGGACACACAUGUGUUAUAGCUGAAUAUCUUAAUACUAUAACAGAGGGCAUUAAUAUGCUGCUGUAACAGCUUCCACUCUUGUUGGAAGAAGAUAUUUUGGAUCCUAGCUGCAAGGACUUUCUUGCUUCAGUCACAAAAGCAUUACUUAGAUUGGGAACUAAAGUUGUGUGAUAAAGCCUAGCUCAAAGUCAGUAUCCCAGUUAAUCCCAUUACUUCAUGGCUCUUUUUUGUACAAGGUGUACAAAAAAGCACUGACUUUAAUCCACAUAGGAUUGAAUUCAAACUCAGGGAAGAUAUUAUAAUAAAAAAACACUCUCCAACCACUCCUAAAUCCUUCACCUUCCCUGUCUUUAUUCAACAAGAACCUUUUCCUUGUCUUUAGCUGUGCCCUCCAGAACACUGCAGUCAAACAGUAACAAACAUUAACACUUUCAACCUUGGUACUGCAUCUUCAGACCUUUGUGUGAAUUGCCUUGCUAAAGGGCACCUUGGUCAAGGAAUUGGAGAGUGUCUUUCAUCAUUUUUGAGUCAGAACUGUCGUCUUGGUUGCACACUCACUUACCAUAGUUUACUUCCACUACACACUCUCUGUCUCUGAGUAUGUUCUUUGUAAAUGUUUGUGUAUCUGAGUUCAUAAAGUAUAAUGCAUAUCUUUUUCAUUUUUCUGAGGAUGAUUAAGAGUAGAACUCUGUAAUGGAGAAGUUAGGAGUGUAUUGUUGUAAUAUUUAAACACACAAGUACCUUUUGUUUUUAUUUCAUUAUAUACUGUAUGUCCACAAAUUUGUACUAUUUUCUACAGAUGAAUAAAAACACAUUCUGA
Molecule: messenger RNA, 2299 nt
Organism: Platichthys flesus (European flounder)
Lineage: Eukaryota; Metazoa; Chordata; Actinopteri; Pleuronectiformes; Pleuronectidae
Gene: hapln3
Product: hyaluronan and proteoglycan link protein 3
Exons: 5
Coding region: 130-1245 (371 amino acids)
Biological process (GO): cell adhesion
Molecular function (GO): hyaluronic acid binding
Source: RefSeq, a predicted model, not a curated record